CGGGAGGAAAGGGUUCGUUUGCAGCAAAGGGAGCGACUCUCACUCCGCUCUGUUGCUCGCGUAGCCUCAGCUGGAGCGGAAUGCAGCCUAUUUCCAGCGUGUCGGACGCGCUUUGUUAUUGUUGUGAUUGUCUGCCUGCUUAGGACGGCAUGCGUGCCGACAUGUGCUGGAGAAAUAGGUUAUAUAGGGAGUACGGUGCAUAUGGAGAGAGAGAGGGGAGGGGGGUUAUUGUAACACUGAAUACCCACAAAACUGAGGCCAUAUGAUAAUGCGCGUGCGGGGGCUCUGUGUAUGCUUAAUCCCAUUUCCUUAUCCGGGGUUUGUCCUGGAGGCUCGCCAUUGGCCGGCCGCCGUCACAUGGCUUCUUAACUUUGUUCACUUGACAGAAAAGUAGGAGGGUUCAGGGGAACAGGAAUAACCGAAGAGUAAAGGGAUGAGAUAUAAAUUUUAGUUAUAUAUUUUCCGAGUAGGUGCAAUUCCACAAAAAGACUGAAAUUAAUGGCCAUGAGCUCCUAUUUGAUCAACUCCAACUAUGUGGACCCGAAGUUCCCACCGUGCGAGGAAUACUCACAGAGCGACUAUCUACCCAGCCACUCUCCGGACUAUUACAGCUCUCAGAGGCAAGAGCCUGCUGCCUUUCAGCCGGACUCCCUCUACCACCACCAUCAACACCCACACCACCAGAACCACCACCAGCAACGAGCCGAGCCUCCCUACACGCCGUGCCAGCGCUCAGGGCAGCCCGCGUCGGUGGUGAUGUCCCCUCGGGGUCACGUCCUCCCACCGGCCGGACUGCAGACCACCCCCGUCCCGGAGCAGAGUCACCGCUGCGACUCGGUGACACCCAGCCCGCCUCCACCUCCGUCUUGCGGUCAAACGCCCCACAGCCAAAGCACUUCUUCCCCCGCGAGCACUCGUAAGGACCCCGUUGUCUACCCGUGGAUGAAGAAAGUCCAUGUAAACAUCGUGAGUCCAAACUACACAGGGGGCGAGCCGAAGCGGUCGCGGACGGCCUACACGCGCCAGCAAGUCCUGGAGCUCGAGAAGGAGUUCCACUACAACCGAUACCUGACGCGCAGGCGCAGGGUGGAGAUAGCCCACACACUGUGCCUGUCAGAGCGGCAGAUCAAGAUCUGGUUCCAGAACCGGAGGAUGAAAUGGAAGAAGGACCACAAGCUGCCCAACACAAAGGUCCGCUCCGGGACAAACAGCAGCAACACAAACUCCCAGGCCCUAACCGGUUCUCAGAACCGCUCUACCGGACCCCUAUAGCCCGGUACUUUGGCUCUUUGUCUGACGCGUGUCCUCCGUUUUCCUACUUAUUUCCCAAAAUGAACGCCGAACCGGCAACCACGCUUGUAAUCACCGGAACCUGCACUUUGGACCGGAAUAACGCUUUCACUGUGGAGAGAGGAAUGGAUGUCUCUGCCGCCUGUAUGGCCCUGAUUUGUGCUGAUGUUACACACUAUAAUAUGAGAUGGGAGGGGUGGAAGGGGAGAUUUCCCAUUCAUAAAAAAAACAAGAUGAGCAAAACAGGCCAAGACGGAAACAUAGGGAAAUGAAAAAAAAAAAAAGAUGCGGUCGCUUCUUUGCUUUCAUCCCUGCCAUUCUCGCUCUGCUUCUCCUUCUCUGCUUUUAUAUUUCUGUCUUUUUAUACCCCCUCUCUCCUCCAUAUGAGAGAGCAGAAGACGGUAGGCUGAAUAUAAUGUGCUCGAGCGUGUGUGGUUCCUUUCCUUCUUUUUUUCUAUUCGAGACUUUUUUUUUUUUUUUUUUUUUUUUUUUUUUUGGUGAAGAUGGAUCCUCGUUUUCAUCUUUAAUCAUGCCAAACUCGGGCCCCAUUUGUCAUGUUUACUCUGCGGGUACAAAGCAAAGGGGUGAACCGCGGCUCUGCCCAUUAGCCUACAACCCCCCCCACCUCCCUCCACCCCCCCCAUACCGCUCCCCAAACCACUACCCUUCACCCUCCCAUCCCACUCAAACACUCACACACGCACGUGUAAUAAAUGGAACUCUCAUUUCGUCAAGAGAAGUAUUCUUACACACACACACACACACACACACACAUAUUACACAACCUACACGUGCUCACAUCCCUCUGUCCCAGCUCAUAGUAUUUUAACAUCAAAGAUAACCUCUGGUAUGGAUACAAAAUGACACCAGACAGUUAUUUUUUCUCGCUGUUAUAACUGAUGUUAUUAUUUCCGGUUUGUUUCCUGACAAACUAUAACUUUUUUUUUUUAAUUUUAAGUAUAGUUAUUUUUGAAUUCAGUGUUGAUUGUGAGAUGAUACGCGCGGUCAUUGUGAGAAUGACGAGCGUUUCUGUGGUCCGUUGAUUGUUCACUUUGUGAUGUUGUACACAGGGAAACAGACUGACAGGGUGAUUAAAGUGAAAUAGUUAAUUUACGAACAAAGAACACUAAUAUUCAAACAAAAAGUCCUGGUACGAAUAGCUCAAGAACACAUUAUAAACGCAGCACUAUACAAUGUACUACCUAUUACCUCAGCUGUACUUAUAUAUAUUAUUUUUUUUUUGUAAGCUUAUUUUCUCUUAUUCGUUGAAUGAAGUGACAGCUUCUCGAGCUUUUAUAUUUUUUAAAUUGUGUGACGAGUUAUUAUAAUAAUUAUUAUUAUUACCUGCAAUACAAAAAGCGCUAUUCAUUUCUUGUAUGUGAAACAAAAGUUAUUUAAUUAUAAGUAAUUGUUCUAGCCAGAGACAUUCAGAAAAAUAAGGAGCCGUUUAUUGCAUGUCUGAAUGGUGUGGAUUCGUUUUUUCUCUCUUUUCCUCGUCGUCUCAUCUUUUCUUUCCGCACAUUAAAUGCGCGCACACUUCCUUUUUCUCCCGUUUUCUCUUUUUUCUCUUUGCCUCUCCUCUUCUGUCUGUUUAUUUCUCCAUGUGCCACUUUGUUUUUAUCCUGUAAGUUUUUUUUUUACAUUCCAAAGAUCAGUUUUUAUCGUUAUUGAUGAUGAUGAUAUGUACUGAAAAUGGUAUUGUUGAAAACGUGUUACCUCCCCCGAUAUGUAAGUUGCUCCUCUCUCUGCUAAUGUCUACUCAGUGUCUACCUUCUUCUUAUUUGUAAAUAGUC
Messenger RNA from Toxotes jaculatrix (banded archerfish), 3083 nucleotides. RefSeq names its product homeobox B4a (gene hoxb4a). Gene Ontology annotation, cellular component: nucleus. The transcript has 2 exons. The coding region runs from base 499 to 1272 and encodes 257 amino acids. Lineage: Eukaryota; Metazoa; Chordata; Actinopteri; Toxotidae. Gene Ontology annotation, biological process: regulation of transcription by RNA polymerase II; anterior/posterior pattern specification; embryonic skeletal system morphogenesis. The record is from RefSeq and is a predicted model, not a curated record. Gene Ontology annotation, molecular function: RNA polymerase II cis-regulatory region sequence-specific DNA binding; DNA-binding transcription factor activity, RNA polymerase II-specific.